This is a messenger RNA of Cydia pomonella (codling moth), 3763 nucleotides long. Its product is annotated as DNA ligase 1-like. The record is from RefSeq and is a predicted model, not a curated record. Bases 173 to 2797 code for a protein of 874 amino acids. Gene Ontology annotation, molecular function: actin binding. The transcript is spliced from 13 exons. Lineage: Eukaryota; Metazoa; Arthropoda; Insecta; Lepidoptera; Tortricidae.
UUAGUCGAGUGCGGAGCGCGCUCGUGGCCGCUUCCCAAACUGACGGUUCCUCCUGGUUCCUCUUCCGGGUUACCGAAAAUAUGAUCAGUUAAAUUAAGUGUCGUGUCACGUGUAUCUUCAAUAAGUGCGUAAUUAACACAUCAAUACUCUACAUAUCCAGAACUACUACACAAUGCCUAUUGGCAGCGUUAAUAAGGAACCGGCAGUCAAGCGGGAGACCUUCAGACCGCCGUGGGUGAAGGAUAAGGACGCAGCAGCGCCGCCACCAUGGACUCAGAGAAAAUUGAAACCAGUGGAGACACCAGCAAAGGCUGACAAGACUGACAGUGAGGAGCAACCGACACCAGCCCCUGCGGUAAAACCAUUGAAGCCCGUUUUAAAAAAACAGUCGACGAUAAAAGAAAAAUCUGUUAAGCCUGAAAAACCAGAAAAUGGUGUAUCCGAGACAGUUGAAGAAAAACUUGUAAAACCGUCAGCAGCGAAAUCUGCUGACAAGGCUUCAAGACCAGCAGAUGAAAAACCUCGAUUUACAAAAUCUUCAUUAAGAUCAGUCGAUAAGUCACCUAAAACUGAAGAUAAAAACUCAAAUGAGAAGGCUCCAGAGAAACCUGCACUCAGGAGUGUGAGAACAAUUGAUGGUGACAAAACUAAAGAUAAGUCAGUCACAAUAGUAGACAAGAAACCUCUUGAGAAAAAUAGUCCAUCAAAAACAAAUAAUACUGUAGCAAAUGAUAAAAAUCCAAAUGACAAAAGUUUUACAAACUCAACUAGCAAAACUUCAGAGACAAAGCCACUUCUUAAGAAAACUGAUACAACAAAAGUAGAAGAGAAGGACGACUCAAAAAUGGCCACAAAGCCACCGAUCGAAAAACCUACUACAAAGUUGCCUCCGCGCAAGCCAUCCCUUGUAAAGCAAGCAUCAAAGGAUGAACCAGUCAAGAAAUGGAGGGAUCCUCUACACGAGAGGGUUAAAGAAAACAUCGACAAGACACUUAAUGAAGUUCCUAAAGGACAUACUCUGACCAAGAAUGAAAGUUUAAGAAGCUUGUUGAAGCCAACGCCACCACCAAUGCCGCCACCAAUGCCACCGAAAAUGCCUCCUCCACCCGAAUUCAAAAAAGCUCCAUUAGAUCUGGACAAGUUGAAAAAGUUGGAAAGCCUUCGAAGCAGACCUAGAAAGCGACCUGACUGGAGUGACAUGAUGAAAGAAGUAGAAGAAGGCAAAAAAUUGAAACACGUCGUUUGCAAUGACAGAUCAAGCCCAAUUAUUACAAAAACAUCAGUAGUAAAAAAUAAAGACCAAUUUAUAUUUGAAUCAGAGAAACCAAACUCACACAACGCUCUAUUAAAAGAAAUCAAUCAGGGCAUUAAGCUAAAGAAAACUAAAACAAAUGACAGGAGCAAACCUAAUUUGGAAGGUUUAAGGAAGUUUAGAAGGCAAAUGACUAUUGAAGAACAGGUUCAAAAGUCAAUGUCUCAAGCUAAUCUAUUAGCUGCGUCUCCUUCGGGAGUCUCAAUAGCAGGAGGAGUAGCAGAGGUCCCCGGUGCAGAAGAAGAAGAUAUCGAUGAGAUGGAUGAUAUUGAUAAAGUCAGAGACGACCUUCAAUCAACAAAACAAUUACUGGCGAUUGAACUUAGGAAUAAGGAAGCUCAAGAAAGAGAAAAUAAACGACUGCUGACGAGGAUACAAAAUCUUGAAGCUGAAUUGGCAAGAGAACGUGCAAUUAUAAGACAGGAACAACAUAAGACGGUUAUAUCAGUUACAGACGCUUACGAUGAGAGACUGGUGAACAGCCUUAAAAUGGAAGUAGAUAGGGCUAAAGACACAGCAGAUAACUUAGAAAAGCAAUAUCUGCAAGCCGCAGAAGACAGGGACACGGCACUAACAGAACUGGAGGAAGUAAAACGAAAGAAUGCAGAGUUAGAAAAGAAAUUAGAACAAGCACUACAGGUCGAGGAGGUGUAUAAGUCAGAAGAACCACUGUCAUUCUACCAGAAGAGACAGCUGGAUUUCGAAAAAGAGUGUAGGUUAUUAAACAUUGAUGUAAACUCAACUGCUGCUCAAGAGCUUAGGAAAAGCGCUAAAUCAACUAACAUUAUUGCUACUACUAACGCUGACACUAACGACAACGAGGGUAUAAUGCCUACAAACGUGGGUUCAAGGAGAUCAAGUCACGCAAUAAAACAGCUUUCGGUUACCAAAGACGACAGUUUCGAGGAGGAAGAGGAAUCGGAGCCUGAAGAGGAGGAGACUGAAGAAAAGAAACAAAAGCGAAUGGAAAAAGAAGUACGCAAUAUGAGAAACAAAAUCCGACACCUAAAAGAAAAACAGGACCUUAUGAAGCGCGAAAGAAUGGCCUUCAAAAUGUCCCUCAAAAACCAACAACUGGCUUUGAAAGACGAGAAGAAGAAAUACAAAGAAUUAAAGCGCGAAGUAGACAAGAUGGCGGCCAUGAUGAAAGAAGUCGGCUCAGACGAAGAUGAGGAGGAAGAGGAAUCAGAGGAAGAGGAGGAAGAGAAGAGUGAAACCGAAGAGGAGACUGAAACUGAGACGGAGCAGGACACGGAAAGCGAAACGGAGAGUGAGAGUGAACCUGAGGACGCUCCAUUGCCGAAAAAGAAGGACAACCUCACGACAAGGAUGAAGCGACACGAGAGUAGAGUCAACGCGCUCAAGAAGGGCAACGCUCUACUGAUGGCUAAUGUGGACAGACUGAAGGAUGACGUGCUGAAGCAGAGAGAGGAGUCCAUUACCCUUCAGCAUGAGCUAGAUUCUCUAAUUAAUGACCUUGAGUAAUGGGCAAGGCAACUGCCAAAAGUUUCCCUUGUUUUUAGAUUUGUUGUAUGGGAUUUGGCUAUGAGGGCUCAUAGAGGCCAUAAAUAAAAAAUAAAAGUAUUUAAUGACUCAUUUAAUAGGCAUGACAGGGGAAACCUAUGCUGGCGCCAUCGGUAAAAAGCUUCGACCGGCCAACCCUAUUAAUUCAUCUAAGAUAAUAAAUAACUAUAGAAAUUGACUUAUAACAAAAAAAUUAUACUAUUUACCAUAAAGCACUGACGUGGUAUAAAAAAAAGUUUUGAUCCUACUCGCAAGUGACCUUACGCAGUGUCUAAAUUAAAUAUCUCUUAAUUGGUUUCAAAUAUAGAGUGCCAAUGUCAUUGGUGUUGUUAGUAAACAUUUUAAUAAAUUGAGAUUAUAUUAUGUGAAGAUUUCUAAACAUGAAGAUUUCUAAACAUGAUAAAAUAAUCAGUUAAUUUCUAUAAAUAACAAGGAAACAUAUGGUAAAACCUAAUUAUAAUAUAUUAAGUUACCACAAAGUAAUUAAAACUUGAUUGCUAGCUAUUUAAGUAUUCAUUUCUUUAAUGGAGUAAAAGAAAUAAGAAUAAUAAUUGAAAUGGUGAACAUAUCAUGCUGCAAAUCAAAAUAAUACUUAUAGUAACUAUGUCAAAUACAAAUUGUGAUUGCUUGAUAAAUAUUAAUACUUAUACUUACUAAUGAAAUUGUGUUAGCCCUGAUUGGGUGAAAUUUUAUUUAUAUCCUAUUUAUCCCUAUUACAUGUUACGGGCAUAUUUAUACCAUCAGUAUUUAAUAAAUCAAAAGAAAAACUACUAGUAUAAUAUAUCAGAUUGAUUUUUAUGCAGGUAUAUGCUAAUUGAAAAAAUAUUAUGUGAUUUGUAAAUAAUAUUGACACACACAUAUAAGAUAAUCUCUAAUAUAAUGCCUAAUUUGUAUUGCCAAAGGAAAACAAUAAACUUUUUUAAACUA